AUGUCGUGGGAUAAACAUCUCAUCUUCCGUCACAUCAAUUGCAGCUGGAACAAUAAAAGCAGCGGGAACCUUCAACGCUACAUCAAUUGUCGUGGGAUUAAUUAUUCUGUAGUUUGCAGACUAUUAUUUUGCUUUGAUCUCCAACUUCCUUUUAGCAAUUUUUGCUUCCUGAGAGUAUACUGUAGUUUGCUGAAGCAUCGCCGACUCAACGGCAACAACGAUCACCUCCAGAUCCACUUUAUUUCCAGAUCCACUUUAUUUGGAGAUCUGAAAGAAGAGCAAAGAUUUGCUCUCUUCUGCAAUCAGAUGGCGGUGUCACUGACAGUGGGGGGAUGGUUGGCGCAGGCCUUUAUCCAGACCUUGAUCGAUAAGGCCAGCGACAAAGCCAUCCAACUGUUUGCCGAGCGCCGGGGUUUUGCAGAAGACAUGAAAAAGCUGCGCACGUCGCUGCUGCAGACCCAAAUCACCCUUGACGAGGUACAGAGUAGUCGGAGCAACAACAUCAAGUGGAAGACAUUGAUGCAGGAACUCCAGGAUGCUUCUUAUGAUGCUGAGGAUUUGAUAGAUGAGUUCCAAUACAAUAUCCUCAGGCAGAAGAUCAAAGGUGAAGAAGAGGACAAGGCAAGUGGCUCCAGUGGCCUUCUAAGCAUUUUGCCUGCUGCAAAAAAAUUGUUUGGCUCUUCCUAUGAUAUGAGAGCUAGAGUGAGGGAGAUUCAAGAAAGGUUGGAGACUAGUAUGAAGAGCAUCGUGAAUCUGCCAGCAACACAUGAUAGAAGGAAGCAACCUGAGGUGAAGUUUCAGGCCAGAGAAUCAUGCUCUUCCCCGAUGGCGGACAAAUUGAUUGGCAGAGAGAAGGAACUGAAUCAAGUGGUAGACUGGUUGUUGGGGUCAGCUAAUCAGGUGGAACCUGCAUCCGGAUUUGUCAACAAUACCUUCUCUGUCUUGCCCAUUGUCGGGAUAGGAGGGGCUGGAAAGACUACUCUUGCUCAGUAUGCGCACAAAGACAACAGAAUUCAAGAUCAUUUUCAUCUCAAGAUUUGGGUCUGUGUGUCUGACAAUUUCACUGUGCAAGGACUCACUAAAUCUAUAAUAGAGUCAGUAACUCUACAAAAACAAGAUGAGAAUAUGUUAGAACCUCUUCAAAAAAUACUCCAUCAGCAUAUUGCGAAAAAGAAGUUUCUGCUUGUUCUUGACGACGUGUGGAGCGAUGAUAAGAGUAUCUGGGAGAAAUUCUGUGCACUACUCAAAGUUGGAGCUCAUGGUAGCAAAAUCAUUGUUACAACUCGGGACAUGAAAGUUUCUAAAAUGGUUAGCCUGACAGAACCAAUCUUGCUCCAUGGUUUAGACGAAGAUGCCUUUUGGCAAUUGUUCAUGAAAUGCUCAUUUGGCACACUCAACCCUGAAGAUUAUCCGGGGCUAGAAGACAUUGGUAGAAAGAUUGCUCGCAAGUUGAAGGGCUCACCAUUAGCCGCAAAGACAAUUGGCAGGGUUCUGCGAUCAAAUAUAUGCCAGCAACACUGGGCCACCAUAAUGGAGAGUGACAUAUGGAAAGUCAAACAAGAUGAAGAUGAUAUUAUGCCAGCUCUGCAGUUAAGUUAUCAAUAUCUUGAUGAAAAUUUGAAGCAGUGUUUUGCUUUUUGCUCAUUGUUUCCUAAAGAUCACAAAUUCGAUAAAGCUGAGUUGGUUCGAAUGUGGAUGGCUGAAGGCUUCAUUAAUGAAGAUAAAAACACAAAGAGUAUGGAAGACGUUGGAAGCGACUAUUUUCUUGAGUUUGUUAACAGUUCUUUUUUUCAAGAAUUCAGAUAUCAUUAUGAAUUUGGGGAUGGAUUUGGGAUUAGAAUUGUGAUGCAUGACCUUAUACAUGAUUUAGCUGAGAUGAUUUCUGCGGAAGAGACAUGCAGGAUUGAAAAUAGCAGACACACAAAGCCGCCUUCCACAACUCGACAUUUACGAGUAGAAAAAGAAAAAUUGCCGCUGGAGUUCUCAGGAUACAACAAGUUGCGCACCUUGGUGUCGAAACUUUCACUACCCGAUAGUAGCCUCUUUGAAAUACUAAGAAGCAUUCGCGUUUUGGAUGUAAGUUGGUGUGGCUUGCUGGAGUUAUCUGAACAUAUUGGUAAAUUGAUUCACCUCCGUUACCUUGAUAUAUCAGGGAAUUCUAAAGUUAAAAUUUUGCCUGACUCAUUAUGUGACCUUUAUAAUUUGCAAACAUUGAAGACAGAAUGUUGUUCUGAACUAGAGUCCAUACCACAAGAAUUGGGUAAAUUGGUCAAUUUGAGACACUUUGAUAUAUCAAGCAAUUUUAAAAUUAAAAUUCUGCCCGACUCAUUGUGCGACCUUUAUAAUUUGCAAACACUGAAGGUAAAUGGUUGUUCUGAACUAGAGUCUAUACCACAAGAAUUGGGUAAGUUGGUCAAUUUGAGACAAAUUGAUGCAGAUGGAGAGUUUUGGGUGAUGCUAAAAGAUGUACGGAGACUAACUAAUCUUCAAGAAUUGCCAAUAUUUAGUGUUCAAGAGGACGAUGCAUUCAAGCUUGGACAACUAAAGGAUUUGACACAGCUUCAUGGAACACUUUGCAUUCAAAAUCUUGAGAAUGUUGUUGAUGGCAAAGAAGCACAGCGGGCUAAGUUAAAGAGCAAAGUCCACCUAAAAGAAUUGGUGUUGGAUUGGAAUCUGAGAUGGUAUGGUGGGAAGGAUGCCAAAUUGGACGAGGAAGUAAUUGAAGGUCUGCAGCCACAUGAAUCACUCAAAAUAUUGACAAUUAGAAGGUACAAUGGAGGUAGGUCGCCUAGUUGGUUGAUGCCAAAAGUUCUAUCCAAUUUGGAAAAACUUGAAUUAUCAAAUUGCAUGGAAUGGGAUGACGUUCUGCCAUUUAUUGGUCAACGUUUGCAUCUAAUUGAACUUCGCAUGACCGACAUGCCUGCUUUGAAACGACUGAGUCAUGAAUUUGAAGGCAAGUGUUUUCCAAAGUUGCAAGUGCUUAAGUUAUGCAAAUUUCAAGCACUGAGAGAGUGGUCUUGGACUGAGGGCAAAGAUCUAUUUCCCUGCCUGCGUGAACUUUGUGUCAUAGAUUGUCCCAAACUAAAGAGAUUACCGCCCUUCCCUCCUUCCCUAGAAAUGUUGACAAUAGAAUGCUGUCCCAGGCUCAUAUUAAAUAGCAAAACGGAAGAUGACGAGGAAGGUGGCCGCCAUCUACCGCCGUCACUCAAGGAAUUGAAAUUGACCGACUGUGGCGAAUAUGCAAAACUUUUGUCCGACUGCUUGCACAACCUUACUCGAUUGGAAAUAAAUGAUUGUCUAUACAUACCGUCUAUUUCUCUGGUUCAACUGGUCGAACUGCAAUGCUUGUGCAUCUCUGAUUGUGAUGAGUUGAGAAGGAUAGAGUGCCUAGGACUCCUUAAAUCCCUCAAAGAAUUGAAGAUUGUAGAAUGUCCUAAGCUGGUUCAGUUGGAUGUAGGAGAUGAGCAAGCAGGAAGCUUGUCAUCUCUGCGUAAAUUAUGCGUGGACAAUACUGCUCUGCUUAAAAUGUUUCCUUUAAGAAACUCACUGCCAUUCAUCACAGAACUUGAAAUUGAGUCAUGUUCUGAGGAGGUGAUAUUUGUAGAGCCGAUAUGGGUGCCAAGCCUCGCUGCUGUUACAUCUCUAACUUUGCGUAAUUGCAAGAAACUACAAUAUCUGCCGACAGAGCUGCUGCAUGGCCUUCCCUUACUAGAAAAUUUAAUUAUGAAAAACUGUCCACAGAUCAAAUCACUGCCUGAUAAAGGACUUCCUCCUCGUCUCCAACGCCUACAGAUAUAUGGCUGCCCACAUAUUCAACUCCAAGAGAUACCAGAGAACUUGCGUCCCAUCAUCCCAUGCAUGUCACUAUUAUCUUUCAAUAUCUUCUAAUUCCUAACGCUGAAGUAGUUAACUUAUGAAGGCAAGGUAGUAAAGAUACUAUGGACGGUUCAGUUAAUUAUCACAAGGAUCUGGCUCUUCAAGGCGUACUAUACAUAAGAGCAGUAAAAAUAUUUGUUGGAGUUUGCUGAUAAUAUUCCAGUGAUGGAUUUGUGAUAUGUUCUUAUUGCGAUAUAUAGCCUCUUCAAAAUAAAUCGUCUACUAUGGGAACAAGAAUUUGCUCAUUGUGUCAUCGGUGUGGAUGUCUUUAAUUUUCCCUAGUAUUUGUGUGAAUUUGCUAAAUAAGUAUCGAACUCAACGUUUUGACAUUUGAAUAUUCUGCAACUAUUAUUAUCGCAUAUGUGGCUUUUAUAUUUAAAUUUGGAACUUAUUUAAUAAUCAUGUUACGUUGAA
Zingiber officinale is the source of this 4290-nucleotide messenger RNA. Its product is annotated as putative disease resistance protein RGA1. The record is from RefSeq and is a predicted model, not a curated record. Gene Ontology annotation, biological process: defense response to other organism. Gene Ontology annotation, molecular function: ADP binding. The transcript has 3 exons. The coding region runs from base 1 to 3888 and encodes 1295 amino acids. NCBI's taxonomy places the organism in Eukaryota, Viridiplantae, Streptophyta, Magnoliopsida, Zingiberales, Zingiberaceae.